GUCGUCACGGGCGCCGGCUCCGGCAUUGGCCGCGCCACGGCGGUAGAGAUCUGCCGGCGCGGCGUGCGCGUCGUCGGCGUCGGCCGGCGCGCGGCGGCGCUCGCGGAGACGCGCACCGUGUGCGGCGACGGCUUCACGGCCGUCGCCGCGGACGUCGGCACGGAGGACGGCCGCGCCGCCGUCGCGGCGGCCGCGCGCGCUUCGACCCCGCGGAAGACCGUCGUCGUCCACAACGCGGCCGCGGUCGGCGAGACGGCGCCGCUCGGCGCGCUCACGCUCGGCGGCUGGCGCGCGGCCAUGGCGACGAACGUCGAGGGCCCGCUGUUCCUCACGCAGGCGCUCCUGCCGGGCCUCGGCGCCGGGUCGCGCGUGCUGCACGUGUCGUCGGGCGCCGCGCACGGCGGCGCCGAGGGCCUCGCGGCCUACUGCGCGUCCAAGGCGGCGCUCAAGUCCGUCUACGAGUCCCUGCGCGGCGAGCUCGGCCCGGCCGUGCUCGUGGGCAGCGCCAUGCCCGGCGUCGCGGACACGCCCAUGCAGCGGGCGCUCGUCGCCGAAUUGCCGGCCGCGCACGCGAUGCGGCCCUACUUCGAGGGCCUGCGCGCGGAGAAAGCGCCGGCGGGCGGCGCGGGCCGGCCGCCGCCCGCCGCGGGCCUCGACGCGCCCGAAAACGUCGCCGCGUUCUUCGCGUGGCUCCUCUUCGACUGCCCGGCGGACGAGUUCGUUUCGAAGGACUGGGACAUCCAGGACGCGGCGCACCACGCGCGCUGG
Molecule: messenger RNA, 768 nt
Organism: Aureococcus anophagefferens
Lineage: Eukaryota; Pelagophyceae; Pelagomonadales; Pelagomonadaceae
Exons: 1
Molecular function (GO): oxidoreductase activity
Source: RefSeq, a predicted model, not a curated record